AUGAGCAGCUUCGUGACGAGCAUGCUCGCGACGGCCGCGACCGCCUCCGCAGCCGACGAGAAAGCGCGCCGACUCUUCACGCCCCACGUGUUGGCAACACUGACAAGCAUCACGCAGCGCCAGCCGGCAUCACCGGCGCGGGAGGCCAGUGGCUGGGACUUUGAGCACAAGAUGGCAGCGCUCUUGGACCUCCAGGACGCACUUGAGGCCGCAACGUUCAACUACAAGGACUUUGGCGACUUACCACCCAUGUCACGGAAGCCACUCGCUCUCUUGACGCUCGUGCAAGGCCAAGAUGCCCUCCUCGACCUCUGGGCUUUCUUUUUAGAGAUGUGCGACGUCGUGCCAGCGCGGACAGGUGCGCGCGGCCUGCUCCUCCGUCUUGCAGGCUGCAUGUGUCGGCGACUCGAAUUUACGGAGCACGUGUCACUACACGGCGCCACGCUUGAGAUGGAGCCCUCCGUGAAGACGCGCAUCCAAGGCCUGCUGCUCACGAGUCUCCAGUAUUGCGGGAACAAGCUAGAAAAGAGUCGCAUCUUGACGCAGGACCACGCGUACUUUGCCUCCCACGUGUACACGGCAGCCAUCUACAGAUUCCCCGUUCAUGUCGGUCAGCCCAUCCUGCGCGCCAUUGCAGCGUACACCACGCAGUUGGCGACGUUACCCACACCAGGAUUCAAAAAGACGCCGUCCAAGGGUACCUCAAUGCCAACAAAUCUCGACGCAACGGUAUGGCUCUGCGCUGUUGUCGACACUACUACGCGCACCGAGAAGGCUAGCGAGCAAAGCAAUCAUUGCCGUGCAGAUGGCUCUGAUCAAUCGACAUCAGUUGAUGCAACCAUUGCCGCCUACGACAUGUACACGCUGCAUUGCCCGCGCCGGGAGCAUGAGUCACAGCGCAUUCUGUCGACCGUGCGUGAGACCCUCGACAACGCCCUCGCAGCAGCUACGGGUGAUGGCCAUGCAUUCAUCCGCGCCUGUCCGCAGCUGCACACAGCCGUCUUCUCUGAAGCUGCGCUGUGGACCGACCGCCCGCUAGAUGCCGCCGUGAUCUCGGCCGCGACAACACCGUUCCUGGACCGCCUCGCGACGCCGACGCGUGAUUCAAUUCUCUGUGCAGCAUUCCUCUCGACCUUUGUUGAAGACUCGGUCAUUUGGAGCUCGGUCUUGGCGCCAUCGAUUGUCUGGCGCUGCUUGCCAGGCUAUGACGUCAUCAUCCAUGCGUUCGUUCAAGUGUUUUGCAAGGUGGCGGGGCGCCGGAAGAAGGCGUCGACGGCGCUCUUUCCUCCUCCACCGCAGCCCAAGUCCCCCUACCGCGGUACUUUAGCGUCAACCGCUACCAAAUCGGUCGUGGAUCCAUGGGCCCCGUACUGGGCUCCAAACGAACUCGAGCCCAUAUACGAUGGGCUCGGUGACAUUCUUGGCAACGACGCCCUCCUUAACGUCUUCGUGCAGAUUGUGCUGGAGGGCAUUAACCUGUACGACCCACAAAGCGUCGACUAUGGCUUCAACUUGCUUCAGCGCGUGCUCGAGGCAUCCGCAUACAACCACCGGGCAUCCAGCGUCGAUGACCGAGGCCAGCUCCCCGAGUCGCUGGACAUCGUCGUGUACAUGGACGCGCUCCGGUCCGCGCUCGCGUCGAGCCAUUUCCAGAUCUUGCUCAAGGUGCUCGCCUUCUUUUACGCCACAAUUGAUCUCUUUGAUCCGACCCGUCGGCGCCGCGUCGUCUCGGAGCUGCUCCUUCACGACCACUUUUUCCAGCUCUUUCUCCACUGGAACGAAGAGGUUCGGCGCAUGUACGCACACGUGCUCGUAUACAAGCUCUUUAAGUCGCACCGCUUUGACCUGCCGCUCGUCUCGGACCGCGUGUUGUUAGCUCCGAGCCCUUUCUUCCGUCUCUACAAUGCACCGACACCGACGUUUCUUGCGGGUCUGGCGCAUCUUCUGGGGCCGCAGAAGGUGCAGACGACGACGUUCAUCCGCCCACCCGACCACGGCGCUGCGUUGGAGCGUCUACUUGUGUGGGACACGUCGGCGACGCUGCGCCAGGCCACGAAGCAAGACCAGCUCUUUCGUGACAGUCUCGCCGACGACGCACUGAUGCUCGACUUGUCGAUCGCUAGCAAGCUCGACGCGCUUCUCAAGAUGGUCGCGGAGCAGGUCGGUGGUGUCGGUGCCGGGUACUACCCAGCGCCACUCAUGAGCUACGCGAAGAAAGCUGUGAGCCAGUACGUCGGGCUCCUCUGGGGCUACUACCAAUCAGCCUUCGAGGACCCGGUCCACCGCUGUCCGAACGCGCCGGACCUUGAGUUUACGGUGCAAAACUUUUUUGGUGCCGAUUAG
Saprolegnia parasitica CBS 223.65 is the source of this 2343-nucleotide messenger RNA. RefSeq lists its product as hypothetical. Lineage: Eukaryota; Oomycota; Saprolegniomycetes; Saprolegniales; Saprolegniaceae. The transcript is spliced from 6 exons. The coding region runs from base 1 to 2343 and encodes 780 amino acids. The record is from RefSeq and is a predicted model, not a curated record.